AACCCUAACGGGCAGAUGGCCGCAGACGCAGCCGCAGCCGCGAGGGAGCGGGAGGGCGGAGAGUGGGAGUUCGAGGGUGGGAGACAAAGAGACCCUAGCGCCUUAUUCGAGGUCUCUCUUUCAUUCGCAUGCCCCUCGCUGUGCAGGCAGUGGUUUCGGUGCACCAUUCCGUCCUCGUCGCAGGGGCUCAUCGCAUUCGCAGCCAUGUCAUUCACCGCGCGCAGGAAGAUCCAGAAGGAAAAAGGGCAGGAGCCUGACGAAUUCGAGGAGUCGGUGGCACAGGCCCUCUUCGACCUCGAGUCCACUAACUCCGAGCUCAAGAGCGAGCUUCGUGAUCUCUUCAUCAACUCCGCCAAGGAGGUCGAUGUCUCCGGAAACCGCAAGGCCGUCGUUAUUCAUGUGCCUUACCGCCUUCGCAAGGCCUUCCAGAAGAUCCAUGCCCGCCUCGUCCGGGAGCUGGAGAAGAAGUUCAGUGGCAAGGAUGUUAUAGUUAUUGCCACCAGGCGCAUUCUGAGACCCCCCAAGAAGGGCUCAGCCGUGAACAGGCCAAGGAGCAGAACCUUGACCGCUGUCCACGAGGCCGUCCUCGAGGACUUGGUCUACCCUUCUGAGAUUGUGGGCAAGAGGGUACGCUAUCGUUUGGAUGGAUCUCGCAUCAUGCGUGUGUAUUUGGAUCCCAAGGAGCGCAACAGCACUGAGUACAAGCUGGAAACUUUUGCCGGGGUGUACAAGAAGUUGACAGGAAAGGAAGUUACUUUUGAGUAUCCUAUCCAGGAGGCUACCACUGCUUAAGUGAUUCAGAGAGCGAUGGAUGGAUUUAGAGCGGUCUCAAUCAGGGAUGUUAGUGUGUGCCACCAUCAAAAUUCCGUGAUUUUCUGAAUUGCAAUGUGAAGACUGUCCCACUUCAAUAUCAUCUGGUUUUCUCUGGACA
This is a messenger RNA of Physcomitrium patens, 931 nucleotides long. The record is from RefSeq and is a predicted model, not a curated record. NCBI's taxonomy places the organism in Eukaryota, Viridiplantae, Streptophyta, Bryopsida, Funariales, Funariaceae.